This is a messenger RNA of Rhopilema esculentum, 5196 nucleotides long. RefSeq lists its product as uncharacterized. Gene Ontology annotation, cellular component: U7 snRNP. Gene Ontology annotation, biological process: mRNA 3'-end processing by stem-loop binding and cleavage. The record is from RefSeq and is a predicted model, not a curated record. NCBI's taxonomy places the organism in Eukaryota, Metazoa, Cnidaria, Scyphozoa, Rhizostomeae, Rhizostomatidae. Gene Ontology annotation, molecular function: U7 snRNA binding.
AUGUUGGUUGAGAAAGAGUUGUUUUUGUCGCUUUCAACUCCCUGUGUUUUGCCACAGCAACAACAGCCUCACACUAUUCUCAGGAAUGGCGGGAGAAGAACAUUCUGAACUGGAUGAGUCUCUUAGCUUCACAUCGGAAAAUUUCAGCCCAGAACAAGCAUUAGUUUCAAAUAACAUUAUCACAUCAUCAUCAGGUGCAACAGUCUUUAAUAAUCUUAAUAAGUACGUGGAAAGCCUUUUCAAAAGUGAGAGUUUUCGGUCUCUAAAUUGGCUACCGGACGCGUUCUUAGAAGCAAGAGGUCGCUCGCAAGUGCUUGCUAGACCAAAUGAAAAAGAUAGACAUGAUCUAAGAAUUCGUGGAAAGCUCAACAAUAACACAGGUGAAACAUCAAAUAAUACCAAGCCCAAAAUUUCUAACGAAAAACAUCAAGAGGGAAAUCAUGAUGCCUUCCAAAAGCCUUUCAACAUUGGUAAAAGUGAGGUUGCUGAAAUUAAAGCCAUGCCUGGAACCUCAACGGUUGCCACUGGAAUGCCAGGAAAUGUUACUGCAUCAAAAGAAGGAAAGACGAAAAAUAAUGCUUACUUUAAUGACAGAGCUGGGAGACUUCAGAAUUUAAUGGUUGGUGAAGUGGAAUCAAAUUCCCGUGAAGGGAAAAAAGGACGAAAACGGCUAGACGUUUUUGAAAGAAUGGAAGCUUGCCAGCAGGGGCCACUGAAUGUGCUGUACAAAAGUAUGCACCAACGGUUACGGCUGAAAGUUUGGACACGGAGGUACAAGGGACUUAGAGGGGUCUGCAUUGGGUACUUGAUCGCGUUUGACAAGCAUAUGAACCUGGCUAUGAUAGAUGUAGAUGAAAUUUACACAAUCGAAAUCCGAAUGUUAUCUGAUGAAGAGCAAACGAGGAUUCGACACGCGAAGAAGAAGGAGAAAAGAAACCGGUAUCGUUUGAACAAAAUCAAACGGAAUAUGGAUUUGCUUGAGGGGAAAUGUGACAAUGAACGAGAAGUAGAGUUUAAGAGUGGAAAGGAGUCUUUGAAAAUGAAGCUUGAUGUCAGGAGUGGGCAAGUUAGUGAAACACAUUCUAAUUUUCUCCAAACAGAAAGCUCGUCCGUCAGAAGAAAAUUCGCUGCCUUGAAGGACGGUGACUGUGAUGGAGGCCAGAUAGAUAGUAGGGUACUUUCUCAAAAUAGAAGAUUGAAACAUGAUGAGGAGUUUGAAAAUGAAAUUGAUGUAUGUGAAAGUGAUUUACCAGACAUUGGGUCUACGAUUCAGCCUGAUGAUCCGGCAGAAAUGGAGCUUGCUUCUCGCGAUGCGGAUUCGUCUUAUAUUGGAGUAAUUUGUAAGAAAAAGGAAGAAGAGAAAAAGAGCAUUGAAGAUUCUAUUCAGAAAGAUCAAAUUAAAUUUGGCUUGGAAGAAAGAAGCAAAGAAUGUCAACCCAGAACUUCAAAAUCGAUAAUGUUUAAUGAAGAAGAUUCUAUAAGCGCGGUUCCUUUAAGUUUUCCAGAUGAUAAAAAUGUUUCAGAAAGUACGUCAAGGAAGCCAGGAGCGUCGAAUUUGCAGAACAGCAAAUCUCGAGAACCAAACCUAUGUAGUUUUUUCUUAUGCAGUGGCUCUUCCUAUCAUAAGCCAUCUCACAUAAAACCAGAGCAAGUCCUCCAAUUGUCAAAAACUGAAACGAAAGCAUGUUUUAAGGAAAACGAAAAGAUUCAGGAGCAUUUCGCUUCUAAGUCAAACUUAAAUGACAUUGCUCAGGGAAAAAGUCCCAAAGACCUCGCAAAAAUAGCUAGCGGACGAAUUGAAAAGAGUCACGAAAAUGUGCAUUCAUCCAGUAGCCAAAAUAUAAAGAAAAAACCAAAAAAUCGUUCGAUUGAGUAUAAACUAGUAAAAGUAGAUCAUAGUACUCAAAAGACAUGCAUUGAUGUUACAAAACUGUUGGAAAUAAUAGGAAGUGAUCAAUGUCGCAAAGAUCCGCGUAUUAUUAAAGCGUUAAGUAGACAACAGAAUAUGAAAGAAUUUUCCCAUCCCAUUCCAAUUAGUUCUGAUGAUAUGGAGGACGGCACACCUCAAGCGGUCACAAAUCGGGGUACAGUUGCUGCAUUAGCUUCUCUUAGCCAUGCAGAGGAACUUUUAAGGCCAAAAUAUUCUGAAAAGGCACCGGAAACAGCACAGGGAAAAACUGAAUGUAGAAAAUUAACUGAAGAUAUAUCUUUAAAACGAGCGAUUUCUACGGAUUCCCAGAAGCAGACUACAUCAGAUAUUAAAGGGAGUUUUGCGAUAAAGAAGAUAAAAGAUCGGUUGAAUGAGGCAGCGGGAAACUACGCGGAGGAGGAUAGUACGACGAAACGAAGUCAGGCAGCGAAGGAGCCAGGGAGUUUCGGAGCUGCUAAUUUAGAGAAGACGUUGGAGGCAAAUAACGGUACCCUCUUGGGCAAAUCCAGUGUGAAAUCUUUGGAGAAAAACGUGCGGAAAAAUAUCAAGGAAAGUCCCAGUGAUGAAAGUUCCAAAGUGAUUGGGCCUAUGUUUGAUUCUUGUAAGACAAACGCUUCUCAAUGCACAACAUCAAACAUUAAAUUUACAAAUAUGAAGGACCGAAAGUCUUCGAAGCCUUGUUUAGCUACGUUUCCAACACUGACUGAACAUGUUGUAAGAAGGAGACAUGUAAAUCAAUUGUUUAUUCGUGGUGAUAAUAUAGUUCUUGUUGCUUUAGAUCAAUAAAACUAAUGAAAUAUGCAAUUUUUGGAUUAAAGAUAGGAGUAUAUCUUUUAUGUCUAUAUUUGCUAAAACAGCAUUUGUUCCUUCAUUUCAAAAAGGUUCUCCACUCAUUUGAAUGGAUAUAUAUUAUGGUACAUAGAUCCUAAAUAAAGGCUGCUGAAAGGCUGAUAAAGUGCUUCUGGCGCUGUUUUUUAUAUAAUUAUUUCCAACAGUACUCCCGAUAAUUUUGUUCAAGAUGAAACCUCUUGAUGUGUUUGAAUUGUUUUUGGUUGUUGUUUUUUGUUUUGAAUGGUUGAGUUUUGGUGGCUCACGAAUUUUCUUUGAGUGAUCACAGGAAUAGAUGAGAGACAUAUCAAAGAGCAAUACCUCAUUGGCCUGGCAAACACUCUCACACCGAACGGCAUGAACAGAACCACUGACCGUUAACCUUCGUUAACCUUACAACAAUAUUAUCAUUAUUUCAUAUUAUAGUACUUCAUCCUCAUUUCAUUUUCAUUCCACCACCCACGCUCUCUCAUUCGCCACCCUUCCCUCCUCCACCGCUGCGCUGCAUUUACAUCAUUCCACAUCAACUAAUCCGACACCAUCGCCUCUUUUAAAUGUAUACAUUUUUAUGUGUGAAUUAAGAAAAAGUCACGGUAGCAGGCUGCUCGACGUGCUCCAAAGAGUUCUUGCGGCGAAAAGUAGAUAAAAAUGUAGCAAAUAAGAAACACCGCAAUGCGCCGAUAAUAAACAACAAUAAAUACACAUAAAUUAGUAACGGCUAAUAUUUUGCCCCGGCAUACUGGGCUUCAUCAUAGCAAAGUAAACGGACUAAAAUGUAUACACUUAUUGAGGAGGCUCCCGAAGGGCAGCAAAAAUUCUAAGAAAAUUUUUUGAUCGUGUAUGUGUGUUUUUAAUUAUGGUUUAUAAACACAUUAAAGGUACCGAGUUACCAAAGUAUGACUUGAAGCCCGUAGUCUCAUUGCCAAGGAGCUCUCCAAUGGUCUUCACGAUUUUGAAGUUUUUGUAACUGGUCGAUGUUUGUAGACCCAGCACAACCCCAGACAGAAAAACAGUAUCGAAAGUGGGGCUCCACGAUACCAGUAUAAAACGUUUUCAAACUUGCCAUAGGCAGGCAGAAAGGAUCUAGCAUGUCUCAGAAAGCCGAUCGCCCUGGAGACCUUGGUGGAAAUUGCCUUAAUUUGCUCUCUCCAAUCUAAUGAGCAAUCGAUUUGCACUCCAAGGUACUUUGUCUUGUGAACUACUUCGAGCUCAUUGUCGCGUAUCUUCAGUUCCAAGGCUUCAUUUCGACUUCUAAGAGAGCUGCCUUUCUGCCUGGUGGAUAUGAGCGUUGAACGAGUUUUUGCCACAUUCAAUGAAAGCUUAUUGCCUCGCAAAACAAGUCUCCAAUUUCUUGAGAUCGCUAUUUAUAGCCUCAUUCGGCCGAGUCAAGUCGUGAGACUGGUGACAAAGACUGGUAUCAUCAGCAUACAUAGUCACAGAGGAAUCUUGGAUGGCCCGUGGAAGAUCAUUGAUAUAGAUGAGGAAUAUGAAGAGGGCCAAGGCAUGAACCCUGUGGGACUCCCGCUUCUAUUUUCCUGACAUUUGAAUCAACACCAUUAACCCUACAGAAUAGUUUACGGUUGGAUAAGUAAGACCUAAACCAAGACAGCUCUUGCCGCCGAACCCCAUAAAUUUCGAGAUUUUUACAGAGAGUAUCAUGGUCGACCAUAUCAAAUGCCUUUGUCAGGUCAAUAAAUACCAAUCCCACGAGCUUACCGAGAUCGAGCCCGUUGUACCAGUCAUCACUCACUUUAAGCAAACAGGUUAAUGUGAAACGUAGCCGCAAAGAACCUAAUUGGUCCGAUGUAAAGAGGCCAUUUUUUUCAUAUACUGGUACAGCUUGUUGAAAACAAGCUUUUCAAAGAGCUUUGAGAUGACAGGCAAGACUGAUAUGGGACGAUAAUUAGAUUUUCAGUCCUAUCUCCAUCUUUGAAAAUCGGAGUAAUUCUCGCUACUUUCCAUGCAUCUGAGAACUGGCAAGUUUCAAUGGAAGUGUUAAACAGGAAUGCCAGAGAGUUCCCAAUAGAGGGCAAAGCAAGCUUCAAAAAGUAACUGGAGAUAUUGUUAAUCCAAAAGCUCUUUGUUGUUUCAACCUUGGCAAAUGCAUCCCUGAUAUCUUUCAGCUCAAUUAUCUUGAAGUUAAACUUAGCCUUAACUUUGUUAACUUCAUACUCACCUGUUAGAACGGGAUUAGCGGCAGAUUGUAUUGGUUCUGCUAGAUACCUACCUAUAGUGCAAAAGAAAUUGGUCAUUGCAUUAGAAACAUCUUUUUUGUUCCGAAUUUCUGUACCAGAUUCUAUGAGACAAUCAAUGCUACUUCAUUUUGAUCUUUUGUUGAGAAGUUCAUUGAUUGCUUUCCAAGAUUCUUUCAUAUUACCUUGACAUGCAGAGAUCCUAUUGGUAUAAUGCUGCUUCUUCAACCGAACAUUAAGGGCAUU